Drosophila kikkawai is the source of this 2944-nucleotide messenger RNA. RefSeq names its product calponin homology domain-containing protein DDB_G0272472. NCBI's taxonomy places the organism in Eukaryota, Metazoa, Arthropoda, Insecta, Diptera, Drosophilidae. The record is from RefSeq and is a predicted model, not a curated record.
CGAGUGCCGCUGCAGUGUUGUUGCCGCCGCUGGCUGCCUCUAGUUUUGAGUCAAACAACAUCCAUCCAUCCGUCCAUCCACAUUCAUUGUAAGCAUUCGCUGAGCGGCUUUCGCUGUGGAAUGAGCUGCCUAGCGCCCGCCGUUCGAACGUACUUCUGCCGUAUCUGCGAGAUACAAACCAAUUGAAGCGCUUAAAUGCAGCUGUCGUCGUUGCGUUGCGUUGCGCGCGUGUUUCCGAAUGGAAACUGUGGAAUUAUAACAAUUAUUUAUCGUGUGUGCAAAAGUGUGAAAGUGAAAUAGCCGCCGCCGCCUAAAGAGCGACAACGCAAUUAAAUGAAAAUCGUUCAGAUACAGUAUCUGUGCAUGUUUGUAUCUCGGCAUCUCAACAAGUGAGGCAAAAACAAAAGGCAGUGAAGUGGAAUGCGUCCUUGAGCUGGCCAUCUAAACACCUGUUUCGGUCCCUAACAUAAAUAGAACGAGCCUUAAAUAAGAUUUUAAUUUAAAAAUAUAAAAAACAUCUAAAAAAGAAUCCCGAAAGAUAUAGCUAGAGAGGGAGAAGGAGAGAGCACUCUCUCGAGAUGAAUAAUUUCACAACCACAACUGCAGCCGCUCCUCCGCCAGCCACAAAGGAAUCGCUGCCCCGAUCAGGACAUGUUAAUGAGGUGUGCAAGGAGUGGCUCGUGCGUGAGGAUGGCGCCUUGGCUUACAAGCUGCAGUCCCAGGAGAUUAACGACUUUUACAAGGGAAAUCGCUACAGAAAUGCAGUGGUUCGGGAGGAUUUCCCCACCGCCUUGCACGAGCAGAUCAAGGAGAAGGAGCAGGCCCAGAGGCGUGUGGAUGCCUACAGGAGACGCCUAACAGAGCAGGAGGAACAUGACAAGCGAGUGGCCAAAGAAAUCGCUGACAAGCUGGAGCGCGAUCUGCAGGAGCAGCAGCAGAAGGAGCUGCAGCAGAGCGAGCUGAUAGCCAAGCAAAUGCAGGAAAUCUAUGUAAAUUUGCCACCUGUACCGCCGCCAGCCACACGCGACAAGAGCCGUCCUCCGCCCCGCCCUGCCAAAGCAAGUAUUCACCAGCAGCAGCAGCCGCAGCAGCAGCAUCCAGAGCCUAGCACCUCGCAGCAGGCCAGAUACAACCACCACCACAGUCACAGUCAACACUUCUCACAAACAGACAACUAUGUAGGAUUAUCGCUAAUACCAAAUAUCGUAGACCUGCCAGCGACAGCAGCAACACCGACCACAAGCACCAGCACUCCCAGUCCCAGUAGAAAUGCACAGGCCCACCAUUCCCUGUUGGCACAGCAGCAGCCGCUACAUCCAUCAUCAUCGCCGGCACGUCGACCUGCUGGAACACACUCCACAACUCCAUCAUCAGCUAGCACACCUAACACCACCCCACAGCACAGCCACACACAGCAGAAACAACACAGCUCGGCGGCUGGCAUCGACGAGGUGGUGGACUAUGCCGAUGUUGCUGACAGCAUACGCGACUACAACAUUGCCGUUGUCCCGCCGGCAGCAGCAACAUCGGCCAGCGUUGUCGAUGCAGCUGCCAAGACAGCCGCGUCGUCACUCCAGAAACAGCGCUCCCCCUCCCAUGAAAACCUCCUAAGAACCGAACCGAAAUUUCAGAAACUUUCGCCGGAGAAGUACGACCAGCUGGUGGGGAAUUUCGGAUUGGUUUCGGGACCGGGACCGGGAUCGGGAUCAGCCAAGGAGGUGGAGCGGCACAUGCAGGAGCACGCCGACGAUAUUGAGCUCUACGUGGAUCCCUGCGACUAUGCCAGCCUGAGGGAGAUCGGACUGCCGCUGGAGGAGAUCCAGGAGAUGAGCAAGAAGCUCAAGCAGGAGCAGAAAGAUGCGUUGCUGGCUCGGAGACUGCAGGCUAUCGAGUCCAAGGACUGUGUGCGCCAAGAGCACAGGGAUCGCAUGCUGGCCAUAGAGGCCCAGGACAAGGAACUGGCAAAAAUGCUACAGGACAGGGUUAGCAACCACAAACUAGCCCACAAAGAAGGAAUUGUUAACAGCAAAUCGAUAUAUUUUCAGGAGAAAGCCAAGGCCAAGAGGGCCAAGGAGAAAGCUCGUCUGCGAAAAUCGCAGCAGAAGGAGGCCGCCGCCGCCGCCAAUGGCAGCCUGCUCUGUGGGACCAACUCCCACUGUGGUCCACUGAUGGCCCUGCCCCAGGACUGCCUCUCCAAUCACACGCAGGCCGCAGACAUUGACGUGGAGGCCUACUCGAAUCCCAUCGAUGUGCUCAACAACAGUCGCGAACAGAGGCCGCACAACGGACCUCUGACGAAUGGAAGCCUUACCCGGGAUGGGGGAUCCAAUCACAGCUCCAUGCAGAGACAGCAGCAGCAGCAGAGGAGCCUGAACAUGGCCCCCGGGCGGGGGGAGGAUGACAUCUACACACUGCCAGUGGACAGUUGCAGGCCGGGACAGAGGCCCGUGUCGUUGCAUAUGGCCGCGGAGGCGGUGCAGCAGCUGCAAGCCCACAAUUCCAUGACGAGAUCGGAGCACUAUGGCUCCGAGGCCGGCUCCCAUGACAGCUCUCAUCACAGUGGGCAGGACAUAUCGCCGCACAUGAAGUACUCCAAGUCCGGCGGCAAUUUUGAUCAAAGUGCCAGCCCCACGCCGCCUUACAUGCCAAUUCAGGGUACGCGACGAUCAAAUUCAAGUGAAGAUCGUAAGAAGAAGUCCAAGGACAACAAGUGCACGCAUCAGUGAGGGAUCAGCAUAGUCCAUCGCCCCUUUCGAUCUAUGAAUUGUAUAUGCAUAUAUAUUUUGUACCAUCUCCCUUUUGACAAUGAAAUUGUUCGUACUUUCAUCGAUUUAUUCACAAAACAUGGUAUCUCUAGAACAUAGUUGUAGUUUAUAGCUUAAAUUCAUCCAAAAUCGUGUCUAGUUUAUUGUGAUUUGCAAUAAAGAUUUUCAAGUAAGAAAAA